AUGCGCCUUCAUCGGACCCGUCUUCCCACCUUUGUGCUUGUUGCCCUCCUCGCGGCCUGUCAAGCUCUGCCGCUCAUCGAACACGACAGCUCUCCUAAACUCUUGCUGCCGAGAGCGACAUACUCGGUAGUCCCGAUCAACGGAGGGUCGGGUUCGGAACAUGGCCCUGGGGUUCCGGUUGUGACCAAGACUGUGGUGCAAACCGCUCACCAACCGUCCACUCACUCAUCCACUGACUCACCCACAACCGCCCUCACGAGAACGGUUUCGGUGGUGCCUAUUCAACCUCAACCCACUCUGACUUUGACCUCCACCACCGUCGUCCACGUCGUGCCCCCUACAACGACAACGACCACGACCACGGCAGCUUCAACAUCCCCAUCCUCCUCAUCGUCUUUUGCGGUCACGAUCUCCUCUCGGACCACCUCGGUGACCCCUUCUUCAACAUCCAAGAUAUCGAGCCCUACUGUCACGUCGACCGUUUCUCUCUCUCCCCCAGCGUCUUAUACAUCAAAGUCCGUGUCUAGCUUCAGCACAAGACCCUCGCCGAGUACCACGUCAACAGAGUCCUCCAUAUCGAUCACGGUCACGGUACCCACCACCACCGUUUCUAUCCCGCUUCCUACGACCUUCACCAGCAGCAGCUCUAGCGUCUCAUACGACGAUGGAAUGUGGCACACGACAUAUCCACCCUGGAAUGGCACGACGACUACCUGA
Sordaria macrospora k-hell is the source of this 717-nucleotide messenger RNA. RefSeq lists its product as uncharacterized. The record is from RefSeq and is a predicted model, not a curated record. NCBI's taxonomy places the organism in Eukaryota, Fungi, Ascomycota, Sordariomycetes, Sordariales, Sordariaceae.